This is a messenger RNA of Didymella exigua CBS 183.55, 471 nucleotides long. RefSeq lists its product as uncharacterized. Bases 1 to 471 code for a protein of 156 amino acids. NCBI's taxonomy places the organism in Eukaryota, Fungi, Ascomycota, Dothideomycetes, Pleosporales, Didymellaceae. The record is from RefSeq and is a predicted model, not a curated record. The transcript has a single exon.
AUGUCGAAACGCAUUGUAGAUCUGAGCGCAGAUGAUCCGGGCGCUGUGUCCGCGAUGAUCCAGUACUGCUAUCAGCUAGACUAUGGAGACACUCGACCCGAUUCGAAUCCCGCUCUCUACAGCGUGGUGGCUCUUCGACCGCAUCUCGACACUUACCUCCUAGCUGAACGAUAUGGCAUGCCUGGCUUGCAGAAGCUUGCAGCACAAAAGUUCGAGAAGCUGGCGGUGGCGGUUUUGACAACAGUGGGUGAUGAGGAGGAGUUCUUGCAAGCUGUCAAAGAUCUGUAUGCGCCAUUACGGAGGACGAGAGCAGACGAGCUGCGACGCGUGGCGGUAAAGCGUUGCGCAGAUCAUCUUGGCAGUGCAGUUCUGGGUAUUGGCAAAGAGGUCUCUGGAAUCGUUGCCUUGAUGGACGAAGUUCCUGAGUUCAGGUCAGACCUUUUCGAAGAGCUUGGGAAGCGGUGGAAGUGA